This is a messenger RNA of Synchiropus splendidus (mandarinfish), 1500 nucleotides long. It is a transcript of the gene oard1, whose product is annotated as O-acyl-ADP-ribose deacylase 1. The record is from RefSeq and is a predicted model, not a curated record. The coding region runs from base 217 to 744 and encodes 175 amino acids. Gene Ontology annotation, biological process: peptidyl-glutamate ADP-deribosylation. NCBI's taxonomy places the organism in Eukaryota, Metazoa, Chordata, Actinopteri, Syngnathiformes, Callionymidae. The transcript has 5 exons.
CGGAAUGAAACCUUUGUGCAGAUAGGACGUGAAGAUCUGUAAUCUCGCGAGAAGACAGAAGUCUUCAAAUCUCGUUUUCGGUUUUCACGAGGAAGUUUUUCCACGUAUGAAUCAAACGUGUUUUAUAGCCACAACCCGACACUUGUAUACACGUAUAAGUAGCUGUGGUUUUUGCCUUUUGCACGUUGAGUUGGUUUGGUCCACAGUUGAGCGACCAUGGCGUCUUCGUUUGAACAGCCGUGUGACGAAGGCUCCAGUCAGCCCGCAGCGGAAGCCGAGUGGAGGCUGAGCCAUGUUCGCGGGGACCUGUUCUCCUGUCCCCGGGAUGAGGCUCUGGCUCACUGCAUCAGCGAGGACUGUCGAAUGGGAGCAGGCGUGGCCGUGGUCUUCAAGAACAAGUUCAGAGGGGUGGAGGAGUUGAAGCAGCAAAAGAAGUUGACGGGGCAGUGCGCUGUGCUGAGCAGAGGUGGGCGAUUCAUCUAUUAUCUGGUCACAAAGAAGCGCUACAACCAAAAGCCAACCUACGAGAGUCUGCGAGGGAGUUUGGAGGACAUGAAGUCACACUGUGUGACAAAUGGAGUGACCCGAAUAUCCAUGCCCCGCAUUGGCUGUGGACUAGAUCGAUUGAAGUGGGAAGCGGUCGAGGAAAUACUAGAAGAGAUUUUCCGAAACACUGAUAUCAGCAUCACAGUCUACAGUCUUCCAGUGAAAUCGGAAACCAUGGCGAUGAAGGACAACAAAUGAUCACACACAAAUGCUUUCUUUGAACUGGCUCUGUGGCCUUUGCACUCCGACACUAUUCAGUCUGCUGUUGACUAGUUCUCUGAAAUAAAAGUGUUUUCCAAUUUCUCUUUUUGCGCAUUACAUAGAUGAUAACCCAAGCUUUCUGAAAUGUCAUUUUUAGACUCAAUUGCCAUUUGACUUUGACAAGGCAGGAAGGGAUUCCAUCCACACUCUGGCUGUAUUGUUUAUUGAACAAACAUGGUAUUUGCAUUUCUUUGUGGGCAUUGCAUUAGGCCUCAGUUCUCAUUGUGGCUGUUGCAGAUGGCUGAGGUAUGAUCCAUUAUUGAUCUCCGGGCUAUUUCAUGAUAAUGGAUGCUGGGACAAACUAAACCCAGCAGCUGUGAGGAAAAGGAGCCCUGGUAAAUUUGACACCACAAAUGGAUUCUCUGAAUCACUUGGAAAAAGCGAUGGAAGUCUGUUUAAAUUUCUCAUAAAGGCUGUCUCAGAUUUUUUUGAUUUUUUUUUGCAUGACCCACCUACUUCUCUCUCGGGGAAGCUUCAAUAAUUCAUGAGGGAGAGGCUUGUACUCUCCAGCUGCCAGCCCAUCCUGCUUGGGCAGCUCCAGCACUGUAUUUCGGCAUGACUGCAACCAACCCUUGCUUCCCCUCCCCCUGCUUGUCUGGCAAUUACGCUCGACUCUGCAGCAGAGCUACAUGGGUUCGCUGCAGUUAGCGCAUUGGAAAUCUCCCUCCGUGUGUCCCGCUGUCGCGCCGCGGC